Molecule: messenger RNA, 5525 nt
Organism: Megalobrama amblycephala (Wuchang bream)
Lineage: Eukaryota; Metazoa; Chordata; Actinopteri; Cypriniformes; Xenocyprididae
Gene: larp4aa
Product: la-related protein 4
Exons: 17
Coding region: 491-2854 (787 amino acids)
Biological process (GO): positive regulation of translation
Cellular component (GO): cytoplasmic stress granule; cytosol
Molecular function (GO): mRNA 3'-UTR binding
Source: RefSeq, a predicted model, not a curated record
GCAGAUCAACUUCAGAGGAUAUCAAGAGGUCGCUGAGGAGUGUGGGACGGUGGCGGACUGUGUUAAUGUCUGCCUACUCAUUAGUAAGGUGCGUGUCCCCUGUGUCCGCUUCGGUCGCCCGUUUGGGAAUGCGUCCUAUGGCCCUGGCGUUUGUGUAAAUCGUGAGGAAGGCGCGUUUGGAGCGAAUUUGCUAUUUUCGGCGCUUGCGCUGUCAUUUCCACCCGUCGGUUGCCAAACGUCGGAGCCUGCGCCGUAUUUGUCGAUGCAUUGAUAGCUAGCCCGCUAGUUAGCAGGAGAACUAGCCCAUUCGGUGGCUAGCCAGCUCGCGCUCUGAGCUUUCAUUACCGAACACUCAAUAAAUUCAGCUUCUUCAACCGGACCGUCAUCUGUGCGCAUCCUGGUGUAUUAGCGAACUACUUGAUCAGCAAAAAGGGUGAGUCGAGGGGGGCAGGGAGAGACCGACGGAGGCGCGGUGAGCCAGGAGCGGCCGAUGAGUUCAGACCAGGGCGGAGAGCCGCAGCUGCAGGAGGAGGCUGAGCCGGGACCAAAAACCCGUGGGGAGGACGAGAUCACACCCGGGACCGGGGGAGACUCAGGCGUCAUGGUCACUGCUAAAGGAGCUGGUCUGAACCCUAAUGCCAAGGUGUGGCAGGAGAUUCCUGCAACACAAAAUGAAGCUCCUGUGGAUGGCACUGUGGCCUCCCCCUGGUCCCAGAACAAUACGGCUGAAGAUACCACUGUAGGUAAACAGUACACAACUGGCUUCUCCACUCUCGAGGACAGCAGCACCUCUGGUACUGUAGUAGGGGUGGUGAACGGCAUGGACCCCCCUGACCAAAGCUUCCCGGUUUGUGAGCGCACUACAGGAACUAAUGUGGAGUCCAAACUCCCUGAGGAACAGCCCGUCUCUGAAGAGACUUUGCGUGAGUCUCUCAAAAAAGAAUUGGAGUUCUGUUUCUCCAGGGAGAACUUAUCUAAGGAUCUUUACCUAAUAUCUCAAAUGGACAGUGACCAGUUUGUCCCCAUUUGGACUAUUGCCAGCAUGGAAGGAAUCAAGGUCCUCACAACUGACAUGGACCUCAUCUUGGAUGUCCUGAGAUCAUCUCCUAUGGUCCAAGUUGAUGAAAAAGGGGAAAAAGUACGGCCAAAUCACAAGCGUUGCAUUAUCAUUCUGCGAGAAGUCCCUGAAACAACACCUGUUGAGGAAGUGGAAGCCUUGUUCAAGAAUGACAACUGUCCCAAGGUAAUAAGCGUGGAGUUUGCACACAACAACAACUGGUACAUUACAUUCCAAUCAGAUACAGAUGCUCAACAGGCAUACAGAUAUUUAAGGGAAGAAGUGAAGACAUUUCAGGGAAAACCAAUCAUGGCCAGAAUAAAAGCCAUCAACACAUUCUUUGCGAAGAAUGGUUACCGCAACCUGGACUGCAGUGUGUAUCCUCAGCAAUCUCACACUCAGUCACAGUACAGCUCCCCUCUCUUCAUGCAGCCUGUUUACAGCCCCCAGCAGCAGUACCCACUCUACAGCAUAGUACCUCCUACUUGGACGCCAUCUCCUACUCCAUACUUUGAGACUCCCCUGGCACCUUUUCCCAACAGUGGUUUCGUCAAUGGUUUUGGCUCACCUGGACACUACAAAACUGGCUCAAAUUCUCUAAACCUUAGCCGUCCCUUCAGCAGGAACCGUGUUCCACUCUAUUCAAGAAAGAAUGUAAUAAAUGCCUUCAGGAACCAUGUAAAGCCUCAGACGAGGGCUAAUGAUGGACUCUCUUCCACUGUGUCCCCGGUGGCUCUUGUGGAUGGACUGUCUGGCCUGCACAGUCCCCAGCCUCCCUCAAGUGGCGGGCCGGUGCUGUCCUCCACCGAGCUCAACUCAUCUUUUCCACACCUAGUUUCCAACGAUCUAACUGAUGAUGGCACCAUGGCAGGACGUGGAAGGAGAACAACAUACAGAGGCACUCGAAGGCGGCGAGAAGAUGAUCGCACAACUAGACCAGUUCCCUUGUCUCAAGUGAAGGUACCGCCCCCCAAGUUCGACCUGGCCGCCUCCAACUUCCCUCCACUGCCUGGCUGCUCUGCCAGUCCGCAGGGGGAGCCUGUGCUGGAGAACCGCCUCUCCGAUGUUGUACGGGGCCUGAAUAGGGAAAAGCAGCAGGAUUCCAGCAAAGAGUCCGCUGUGAGUCCCGCGGGCCCAGCUUCAGAGGAGACUGUCUCCAGGCCCACCCAGCCUGUAGCCAAGAUGUCUGCUCACGUUCCUGAUCCUGUCACCUCCAGCUCCAACCACCUGGAGAAGAAACCAGAGAAUGUGGAGCCUCCAGUCUAUAAAGAGACGUCUGUGACCUCUGCUCCUGUCGCAGCCGUGCCGCCCACCCCUGUCCCAACAGCACCUGGUCCAAAGCUUCAGCCCAGCUCGGCUACGCCUGCAGCCCCUCAAUCUAACACCGCCCCCUCCAGCACCCCGGCACUGGAACCUCGCAAGCUCAGUUACGCCGAAGUAUGUCAGCGACCACCUAAGGAUCCCCCUCCUCCAGCAUCCACUUCCAGCCCCAACAAUGCAAGUGCACAGCCUUUGAGAGAGCUGCGUGUCAACAAGGUGGAGGAGCAGCCCUCCAGCCCUGCAAACAAACAGGAUCGGCCUCAGGAAACGGGGGGCAACUGCAAGGCCAGGGAGGGCCGGCCGGCCCGUGACUCCCAGGGCUUUUCUCGCAGCAACGGACCCCCCAGAACCAGUACGGGGGGAUUCAAGCUACGAGAGCAGCAGAGACGCCCUCCUUUCGGCCAUCGCGGUUCCCCCCAGGGAGGUUCCAGACACACUGGAAAAGAGCAGAACAUCCCCCCCAUAUCGCCAAAGUAAAGACUCUGAACAGAAAUCCUUAAUGUAUGAAUAUUUACACACACAUAUAUAUAUAAGAUAUAUAUGUAAAUAUAUAUAUAAAUAUAUAUAAAGAGAUGAAAUAUGAAUAUAAAAGUCAAAAUUUAAAAUGGUAUUCACCUCUCCUGCCUGGAGCACUUCCAGAGGAAAAAGUCUCAUGAAGUGACAAUGCACAGACUGGGGUAUCCAGGCAAAAAUGGGCAUCAGAAAUUGGAAGCAGUUGUUGCUUGCUGAAGGACGCCAUCAAAUAGGAAAAAAAAACAUUUUAUGCUUCUAACUUGACAAUGUCCCUUCAGAAUGUAAAUCCAUGUGAAUUUUUUUCUUUUUUUCUUCUUGAAACGAGAGUGGCCUCUCUUAGCCCUGCUCGAGAGAGGUGUGAAAGUGGGCGGUCUGAUGGCCCUGAUGGUGGUCUGCAAAGAGCAUAUGCACUAAGAAAAGGAACAUGCAUAAACGAUGUCAUGUACCUAUACAAAGAUAUCACUUUGACAUGCAAUGAUUCAUCUUUUUCUUUUCUUUCGUUUUCGGUUGCUUCAUUCGCAAUCACAGGACACUGGCCGUUCGACCCCUGGGGUAGUUUGACCGUGUAAAUGAACAUUUGUUUGGAAGGAUGUGGUUUGCUUUAGAGUCGAUUCAUCUGGGAUCUAGAUCCCGUGUAGAAUAUGUGGCGCGUGCUUGAGAGUGGAUUAUUUCGCAAGUAUCUUUAGGGCUGACAGUGCGAUUUGGUCUGGAGUUUUGCAUUAGUUUGCUUGACAUACUGUAGCUCGUGAUUAACUCAAUAAUGGGCACUCGGAUUUACUUACGAUCAAUUUUGGAGCCUUGUUAAUGAUUUAAAUAUAUAGCCUACUGUCACUUCAUGAAGUCAAAGCCUGCCAAUUAUGAUGCUGUUAUGUCACUGAUUUGCUGAUGGGGAUUUUUUUUUUUUUUUUUUUUUUUUUUUUUUAAAUGUGAUUUGUCAUUGUUUUUGUAGUUAGUUUGAGUAACCAACAGCCUGUGAAUGAUAACUUUAACAGUCAGGUACAUAGGCACUCAUGAACUUUGUGUCAUCUCAGAUUUGUCCGUUUUGUUUUUGUGCAUUCUUCUUCCUGGACUGCUUUGAGCAUGCUCAAAUAUCCUGAUUAUCAGUCAUGCUAUGUUUACAACAAGUUGAUAGUGGUUUGGGCUAAUGCAAGGCAGAGUCGAGAAUCAUGAUCAUUUAAGUGGAUUGUUUCUGAUUUAAAGGGUUUCCUAUUUUCAUAAUCGGUAUCUUCAGAGUUGAUUAAUUGGAUGGAGCUGUUGGUCAUAAUGAUGAUAUAGGUCAAGCAGGUCUGAAAGUUUCUAUCCAUUAUUGUUGAUGAUAAAUUAUGGUUACCACUGCUAUAUCAAAGUGAUUGUUUCUUAAGGCACAUUUAUCACCAUCACCUCCUUGUGUUUCAGUGAAAGAAAUCCGGCGUUUAUCACCUAUUGGUCAUUCGGAAACCAAAUCGGCAGUACUGGUAUCUUAAAAAAUAAUUUUUAUGAUGAUUUAUGUGCAAAUUUAAUGCCCAGAGUGGGUUAUCUGGCUCAGGGGUGACAUGUCUCAUCUCAUUCCUGUUACUUAAAUUCAUUUCUGGUCUAACAUUUAUAGGAACUUCCAAUUCGGUCGUUUCAUGCCGUUUUAUAGUUUCAAGGAGAUGAGAUUUAAAGGAAAAUUGAAUGUUAGAUGCUUGGUAUCACCUGAAUGUGUCCUCCAUGAAUUGUAAUACACACCCCUUAUUUAAACAACUACAUUUCUUCCCUAAACAGAACGUUUUGACUGUUGGAUAAAUGGCAAUAUCUGUGCAAAAUCCUCUCUUAAUGAUUGCUGCAAGGUUUCUUAUAGCUUUGCUAUUGUACCGUGACUGUCGUCAUUGCUAUGCCAAUGUCAGCAUGUUCUUUUUGAUGGGGUGGCGUGUGUUUGGGUAAAUAGAAAUUGACAGUUGCUUUGGUAGAUGGUACCUGAUAGUGACUAAGUUGGGAUUAUGAAUAGCAGGGAUGCAUUCACUACAAAAAAAAGUGCUGUGGUGAAUUGGUGCUGUUAUUUGAACGUUUAAUCAGGAGGAUACAGUAUUGCUGUUCAAUUUAUUGUAAAGUAUUGCUUUUAAAAAAUUGAUUUUUAAUUUAUUUUAAUUCUGCUGUCCAUCCCCCAUGCAACCCCCUGUCCCUUGUAAGUUUAUCAUGACUAUGUACAAAAAAAAAAAUUGGGAGAUAGACACAUUUAACAUUUGUAUAAUUUUUUUUUUUCUUGGAGAUUUCAGCAGAGAAAAUACUUGAUGCAUUUACUAGAGGCUUAGUAAUGCGGUAAAUAACAAAUCACUGGGGCUUUUUUUUUUUUUUUUCUUGUUUUCAUUAAUGAAUAUGAGCAGCUAGUGGUUUAGGAUAAUGAAAUGCACUAACUUGUUUAAAAAAAUCUUAUUGUUAUGUAAUGUGAAAUUAUACUAGGAGCAUAAGGUAAUGAUAUUGAUGUUGACAGGCUUGCAAAAAUCUACAGAAAAUAGCAAAUUGCUCUUUAAUGUUUGGGUUAUUACUGUUAAUUGAUUUAGGGGUUGGUGUGGCAAAGGGAAGAAUUAUAUAACAAUGGAUUGAAGUGAGACACUAAAUUCUAGCUGUCUGCAUAAAAUGUCACAAAAAGAAAAUAAAUUAUUUUGUUUUGGCCUUA